CUACAGGAUAGGUGCUAGCGUUUCUUCGGCAAAAAAUUUCACCGCGUGAAGGAAUAAUGAAAUUCAGCUGUGUACUUGCGAUUAUUGGCCUUAGCUUACUCCUCUUCUUAGAGACUCCUCGGGCUACAAGUCCCUCGGGUAGUCGCCCGGCAAGUCCCCCGGGUAGUCGCCCGGCAAGUCCCCCGAGGAACGUUGGAAGACCUGGAUCAUCGUCAGCGGCAUCAGACCCCGAUUUUUAUGCAAAACGGAUGGCGCACAACAAGGAGUUAAAGGGAAGGUUAUUAAAAAUGGCCCAUAUGCAAAUUAUGUGCCCUCAUGAGGAUGAUCCAAGAUACGAGCAAAAAGUAGAAGAAGCAAACAAAAAAUGCAUACAGGCAUUCAAUUAUCUGAAAGAAUGGUUCGUAGAAGCAGAGAUCGGUAACUGUGUGCAUCAUGUUCACGCCAGGUGCCAAAAUGAAAAGUGCAGAGCACAGGUUCAAAACAAAGACCUCAAUCUAAACUGGUAUGAACUAGACUUAAUUGCUUGCAUUGAGAAAAUAGUGACAGAAUAAUAUAUAUACAUAUAUAGA
Molecule: messenger RNA, 569 nt
Organism: Bemisia tabaci
Lineage: Eukaryota; Metazoa; Arthropoda; Insecta; Hemiptera; Aleyrodidae
Source: RefSeq, a predicted model, not a curated record